AUGAAAGCCCAGCAACAGCAGCCGCUGCUCGCUCCUGCGCACGCGCGGGGAAUCAACUGCACGGACGAGGAGGGGGGCACGGGGGAGGAUGAGGACAAGCGGGGAGAGUUACACGCUUCGCCAACCCCACCUCCCCGCCCCCGCCCGCCCGCUGCCCGCCUCCUCCUCCGAGCCGGCAUCUGAGAUAGCGGCAGUGGAGCUGCGCGCGCGGGCAGGAGCUAGAGCUGCCUGCAAGCUGCCGCCGGCGCCACCGCAGCGGCGAUCAUAACAGCGGCGGCCGAGGUGGCAGCGCACGCGCGCGAGGGACCCUUCGGAACGUUCCGAGAGCAGCAGCAGCAGCAGCGGAGCGCGCGCCUGAGGUAAACAAUUAACGGUCACUUAACUGCCGCUUCUUACUUUCUCGGGGGGCUCCCAUCGACCCAGGGGCUAGUGGUGGCGGUGGCGAAAGAGACAGGGCUGCGCACGCGCAGUUUAAACAUCACCCCCUCCCCAAUUUCUGCACAGUGACCGGGGCAGGUGUGGAGCGCACACCUCUUCUCCACCUCCUUUCCCUCCCCAUCUUUUCCAAGAGUUAUUGUACCUUCUCACAGUGGCUCACACUUCAGCUUUUUUGGGGGUGGGGGGGCUAAUAAUUUAUGUGGGGCAGGCUUGCUUGCUAGGGUGAGGGAGAGCUUCCUCGCCCCACCUACCCUUGCCUUGCACACCUGGCGCAAGCUGGAGAGGUCUUUGCAUGCUGCCACUCGCACCCUUUGCCUCUCUGCCCUUGGCAUUACUCAGCCUUGCACCACCCUCUUGCUUGCAGUCCUUGGGUGCCUUCUCUGAGGCGCUUGCCUCUUCGGUUGGUUCGCAGAGCAUCCCCCCCUUCCCCCCCGUCAGGAGAUGCGCACCCCUUUGCGCUCUUGAGGGCCCUGCCAAAUUGACAUUUCCUCUUGCCUCUGGAGUUACAAUGGGUGGCACAUGCAUGCUUCCAAACUUGGCUCUCCGGGAACAGUCUUGCUCUCGCUGUCUUGAACCUGCCCCUGAGCCCUUAUGGGAUAGCAUGUGUGUGCCCAAGUGUGGGAACUUUGGGGGAUUGGCGCAAUACACACCACGGGGUCCCUGUGUGGAAAUGACUCAUCCCUGCAGUUUCAAUUUUGUGUAAGAUGCUAGACUUAUAUCUAUAUUCACUCUGUUUCUCCAGGACCACCUAA
Molecule: messenger RNA, 1190 nt
Organism: Podarcis lilfordi (Lilford's wall lizard)
Lineage: Eukaryota; Metazoa; Chordata; Lepidosauria; Squamata; Lacertidae
Source: the annotation of a GenBank genome assembly